Lucilia cuprina (Australian sheep blowfly) is the source of this 2899-nucleotide messenger RNA. RefSeq names its product putative phosphatidate phosphatase. The record is from RefSeq and is a predicted model, not a curated record. Lineage: Eukaryota; Metazoa; Arthropoda; Insecta; Diptera; Calliphoridae. The transcript has 7 exons. Gene Ontology annotation, biological process: signal transduction; phospholipid dephosphorylation; phospholipid metabolic process. The coding region runs from base 944 to 2176 and encodes 410 amino acids. Gene Ontology annotation, molecular function: phosphatidate phosphatase activity.
AGAUACGUUUGUUUGCGAUACAACCAUGAACGCUUAAACGAAACGAACGGAUAGAAACGGGAAUUGUGCGGAAAUACAAUUUUAUUUAUUUAUUUAAUCGGUACGGCGGAAAAUAUUUAUAUUAACGGAUACUUGACGAAAUUUCGUGUGUGAUAUGGAAAUUUGUAUUAUGAAAAUUGCAAAUUUAAAAGGAAUUAAACAGAUUUUAAAUUAAAAAUACUUAAAUAAAGAAAUUCAAAAUUUUUAAGAAAAUUGUGCAAAUAAUUGAUAUAACCAAGAGAAAGUGUAUAAAUCAGUUAAAUAUUUAAAGGAUAAUUCUCUGUAUAAAAUAAGCUGUUGCUGACAAGGUACCCAACAACACAAUUAAAUGAAAAUCCUUCAACACAAUUGCGCAAAAGUCUAUUUAUUAAAUUAAUUUGGAUCAAGCGAUAUAAAAAGGCGAAAGACUUAAAAACACUCGAAAUUGAAAAAAAAGAUCAACAAUAAAGCGCCACUAACCAAGUAAUUGUAUUAUUUAUUAAAAUCAUCAGUAUUUAACGUAAGAUCAACAAACGCCUCUCAUAAAUUGUAAAUAAAUAACAGCAACGACGACUGUCGUCUUCGUUGACGAUAGUAACAGCAGCAGCAUAAGAUUCCGAAAAGAAAGAAAUAUGUACAUAAAUAUCACUAUCUGUGGUGGACUCAUGUGAGAACAAUUUAUGACGUCACACAUAAAUAAAUUAUAAAUAUUAUUACAACUACACUAAAAGUCCAACAAAAGAGAUAGAGAGCUAGUGAUCGUGUAAAUAAUUUGCACUAUAUAAAACUCUGAAAAGUAACAGCAACAAUAACAACAUAUUAAAGAUUACAAUACAUUAUACACUCACGACAUCAAUUUUCUUGAAAAGAGUAUCGGAAAAAUUGAAAUCGUUAAUUGAAGAAAAAAAAAGAAAGAAAAUCCACAAUGAAUAGUUUACGACCGAACAGUGUUAGUGAUACAACUCCCCUGAAGAGGCUGGAAAGUCAAAGCAGUUGCAGUGAACCAUCUUCACCGACAAUCAAUGGUGGUAGUGCCUUGUGUGUGGGUGUAACGGCAACAGCAACAAUUGCCGCAGCAGCAACAAUCGCCAAUGGUAGUUGUUUAGUGGGUGUAAAUGGUCUCGGUGCUACUGGUCAUGGUAGUGAUACUACAACUUCGUCAUCGACCACAACAACAAGUACAACAUUGUCAUUGAAUAAUCAUCAUAUUAAUAAUUACAGCAACAACAAUAAUAAUAAAAACGAAAAAAGUUUAAAUAUUUUCGGAAAUUCCGGUAUUAUUGGUGGCGUCUGUGGUGGCGGCGGUGGUGGUUUAAUUGGCAUUGGAACAGGUGACAAACAUAAAAUGGAGUUGCAUGGUACCCGGAAAAUAUGUUGCCGUCUAUUGGUGGAUUUAAUGAUACUGGCCUGUGUUGGUCUACCCAUAUUAAGUUUCAAUUUAUGGGGUGAAUCGUAUAAACGUGGCUUCUUCUGCAACGAUGAUUCUCUAAUGCAUCCAUAUCAUGAAUCGACCGUGGCCAGUUGGAUGUUGUAUUUGAUGUGUUUUUUAAUACCAAUUUUCAUGAUAACAAUCGUUGAAUUUUUCAAAUCGAAUUCACAUAAAAUGCAUACUUUUGGCAAUUUAUCAAGCAGCAAUUAUUACUUCUUACAUUUGGAAAUACCCGACUGGCUGGUGGAGUGUUAUAAACGUAUUGGUUUGUUAAUAUUUGGUUCAGGUGUUUGUGAAUUAACUACAGAUAUUGCCAAAUAUUCGAUUGGACGGUUGAGGCCACACUUUUUUGCGGUCUGUCAACCCAUAUUACCCGAUGGCUCAACAUGCGAUAAUCCCCUAAAUGAAGGACGUUACAUUGAAGAUUUCACUUGUCGUGGUUUGGGUUAUUCUACGAAAAUCAUAAAAGAAGCCUAUUUAUCAUUUCCCAGUGGUCAUGCCAGUUUUACAUCAUUCACAAUGAUCUAUAUAGCGAUUUAUCUACAUAAACGCAUGACCUGUUCGCGCAGUAAAAUGUUUAAGCAUUUAUUACAAUUUAUGUUUCUUAUGUUCGCCUGGUAUACAUCAUUGACACGUGUUUCCGAUUAUAAACAUCAUUGGACCGAUGUUUUGGCUGGUUCAUUGAUUGGUACACUGUACGCCAUAAUAGUGACUUGUUCUAUGUGGUAGAAUUAAGAUGAUAACUAAAGUUGAAGGAGUAUAUAUAUGGAACACUUAUUUACUUUCCUAUUGGAAGAUUAUUAAUUUAAGGCGGCGUUUACACCUGAAAGCAUAUACAUACUAAUUUUCGUUUGUCAAUUUUUUUUUAAAACUGAAAACUCUUUAGCUGAGACCUACCUAUGCUGAAAUAUUAAUUUUGAAUUGCAGGUGUAAACGUUGUUAUAAUUUGGGAUUUAAUCCCUAUAAAUGUAAUUUCUUUUAAGUAUAAAUAUUUACACAAUUUUCUUUGGUUUAAAUUGCUUUAAUUUUGCUUUUAAAAUUAAUUUUAUUUAAAAUUCUUUUUAAAAAAGUUUAAAAUAUUACUAUUAGUUAAAGAAAUAUUGUCAUGAUUACAUGCUAACAGCAACUAACUGAACAAAUUUUUUUUUAUAUAAACAAAUUUUAUUUGACACUAGUUUUUUAUGUUGAACAUAAAUUGUUUGUUACGUGAUGUCAAUAUGUUAUUAUGGUUAAUAUUUUAAACUAUAUAACUAAUAUUAUUAAUUUUACUUUAUAUGUAUUUGUGCAUUUGUAAUCUCAUUAAGUUUGUUCAUCUUUUUUAGUUUUAAGUUUUAUUUUUAAACAUUUAUUUUUCAAAGUAUUUAUUGUAAUUUAAAAAAAGGUAUUAUUUUUACACCACAUCACACAGCAAACAAGCAACAAAAACUUGUAAUAAAUUUUAAGCAACAAAAA